AAAACGACUACAAAUUGAGCCUCCUUUUUUGCUCAAAACUGUAUUUUUGUGCUGUACUUCAUAAAAACCGUCAUUAAAUUUAGUUCAAUGGAUUUCAUUAAUCUUAUUUUUACAAUUUCUUCAAUUUUAAAGAUUAUUUCAUCUUGUUAAAAAAGGACACAGUUGCUAUGGUUACCCGAGAGACGCCGGAACCAGAGCAAAGUCUAGUGGGACACGUAGUUCAGGAAGUAUUCAUUUGUACGACAUUUAGCCAAGAAGGGCGGUGAAAUGACUUCAUUACCCAGAAUCCUACACAACCCAAAUAAACAGCACUUCGGUGAAAAGCGAGAGCACUUUGUAGGGGCUUUCAGCGAGUGAAAUUAAUAAAAAGGAAUAGUUUACUGUAACCGUGGUUUGCAUAUGUGUUCGCAAAGAAAUAGAACAGGAUGGUGUUCGCAAAGAAAUAGAACAGGAUACUAAAAUGAUAUCUGGGGUGACAUCAUAGUAGUAUAUUGUAGUGUAACGAAGGGUAAUGACAUUUCCAGGCCACAAUCCUCACCUGUUUAGGUGGAGAAGGCACGGACCUGCAGACAAGAGUUGUGAGAAGAAUGGCGACAUCGAUCAGUGGAGGAAGCGGGUGGAGAUGGCCUCUGAGUUUGCUGUUUCUGAAGUCUUCUCUCGCAAGAAGCCUCAUUCAGGAAUCAGCAGUCUGGCUGUACCACUGCAAAGCUCGGAACAGUUGCGAGAUCACGAUGAUGCUUACAGCGAAGCUCAGGCUCUUUUGGGUGACUGGUUGAGCAGUAAGUUACGGCUGGAGCUGGAGAUGGAGGACGAGGAUGACCUAAUGUGCUCUGCUGAGAAAACAAACCCUUCUGCAGUGACUAAUGCUCAGCCUCCUGCUCUGAACUACAAUAACUUCGAUGAUUUUUACAACUGCCUGGCUGAGGAGGAAGAACAGUCUGCUGUAAAUAGCUUCCUGCAAGGCCUAAUGGAGCAAGAAGUGUUGGACUCCGAGAUGAUCGAGGAGCUGGCACUGGAUGCUCAGCAAAUGAGGAAGAAAUUGAGAGACCCAGUCAUCACCAUGGAAGCACGACACCAACAGGUGCGAGAGAACAGGGCCCGGCGGGAGGCUGAGAGACUGAGGCAGCAGAGAGAGAGGGAGGCUCAGCGGGGCUCCAGAGAGGAGGCGAAGAGGAGGGAGCGAGACGAGGAGAUGAGGAAGAAGCAGGAGGAACGUAGGCAGGAGGAGAUGCUGCAGCAGGAGAUGGUGAGACUGCGACGUCAGAUGGAGGAGAGGAGAGGCCUGGAACAGCUGGUUCGACAGAGGGAAAGGGAAAAAGCAGAAGUGCAGAGGGCAGCCAGAAGCCUACAAUCAGCCCCAACACUCACAAAACAGCAGCAGAAGGACACUGAGCGACUCUAUGAAGAAAAGAUUCAAGGAAAGGUUAACAUGAGCAAUCUCAAGUGUCUGCAGAGGCAUUUUUCUGGAUGGUAUUCAGUAGUGCUGGACCGAAGGCUACGUAUGGGUAAGGCAUUGGCCCUCUGUGACUGGAAGAGGCAGCUGAAAGCAUGGCGAGUUUGGCGAGCAGUGGUUUGGGCACAACAAAAGCAGCGAGAGGUUGCAAGGACAGAGGAGGCGCUGCGAACUGAAAACAGACAAUGCCAGCUGGCUGUGGAAAGUGACCGGAGGCGGUUGCUACGGCGAUGUCUGAGUGAGUGGCAGGUUUGGUGUCGGAUGGAGAAGGAACAAAAGGAGCUUUUGGCCCAGCAGCAGGAAACCAAACGCAAGAUGGCUGCUUUAAUCAGUGCUGCAUCAACAGGCAAAAUCAAGGCCACAGAAACCCCCAAUUAUCAGCUAAAUAUGGCCCCACCGGAGGCACCCAGCCAACCCGAGACCACAGACAAGGAAGAUCAGCAAAGGUCAGAUACUGAAGCCUCUGCAGUACAUCAGGAUCAGCCUCUUGUGGGUAGCGUGGCUCGGCCUUCUCAGCCCUGGCAGGUCACCCGACGCCAUGCGGCACCCACUUCCACCCAGCUCCGCCAAGCGCAGCAAAGAAGAGAAGACGGCGGCUUCACCUGCUCAAAAAGCUCAGUGUCGCCAGGCAGCAGGUUUGAAAACAGACAUGUGGCCCAGCAGCAGAUCAUCACACAGCAGAGGAAGCUGCUGAAGGUGCAGCAGGAGCAAAUUGUCCGGCUGAAGGAGGAGCAGAACAGGAUGGGCUUGGAGCUGGAAUUGGAGAAAACUGCACAGCUUGCUCAGCUUGCAGUGCGAGGAGGCUCGAGACCAAAGAGCCGUGAUUUUGAGCCCAAGGAGCAGAGGGCACUGAGAGUUACUGGAGAACCUGACGAUCAGCGCGCACCUUCAAGGAAAGCUGUCACAUUGCAGACGUGCCCCCAUCCCAUCAUCACAGCCAUGGAGGCCCGAGCACGUCAGCGCGCAGAGCGAAGGAAGGAAAUCGAGGAACUCAAGAGAAGGAAAGAAGAGGAGAAGCUGGCUGAGAUGAAAGCCGCCGAGGAGCAGAGGCAGAGGGAGGAGGAGGAAGAGAAACGCAAAGAAGCAGAAAAGCGAAAGGAGGAGAAAAGGCUGGAGAAAGAGAGGGAAGAGGAGAAACAGAGGCAGAUGACGAGGCAAAAGGAGCUGCUGAAACUGGCCCGCCAACACUACAACAGGACCCUGUUGCUACGACGAGGCCUGGCGCCGUGGAAACGCCUCAUUCACUUCAGACAAGCCAACAUGGAGCUGGCCGAGAGUCAUCACAAUCUCUUCCUCCUGAGGCGCUGCGUACUAGGCUGGCAGCAAUCAGCAAGAGAGUCCCUGUCUGAGAAAGAAGCUUCUGCUGACCAACUGCACCAGCACUUCUUGCUUCGGAGGAGCUUAAGCUGCUGGAAAAGACUGAAAGACAGGCGGGUAAUUGAGGAAGAGCAAGCCGAGCGUUUCUAUCGCACACGCACUCUGAGGAGGUUCCUGCUCGCACUGCUGGACCAUGUGACCCAGGAGAGGCUGGUGGACUGGGACCGUGAGGAGCUGGCUCAGGAGCACAACAACAGACGGAUGCUGCAGCGAUAUUUCCUGGCCUGGAGGCAGCUUCCGUGUCUGCUACGCAAGGAAAGAGAGAGGGAAGAACGGCGGGAGAAGCUGGGGCGGAAAGUGACUGAGGUUCUGCCUGAUUUCUGCUCCCAUCCACUGUAAAGCCUCAGGGAGAAACUGCCAAUGUAGGCGACAAACCGCAUACCCAUACAGACGACACACUAAUGUCUCUGGAGCAGACACUUGCAAAGAGGAGAUGAAAACACCUGCACAUUUCUCAUGUUCAUUUAAUAAAAACAGAUAAAAUUCAUUUCGUACAAACACACACACAACUGGACCAAUACAAUUGUUAGGAUACAAAAAAGCUUAAACUUACAUUUAAGUGGAAAGCUAAUUUCUCUAGCUGACAUUAUGCAUAUUGAUGCAUUUGCUUUUCUUCAUAUAUCCAGAAUUGCUUUGUUAGUGAGUCAGUUUAAAAGAGCGUAACAGGGUCAAAGUUACUAUGAAUAUAUUCAUAACUAUGCAAUUGAUUGCUGUAGAACUUGAUUUUCUGGCUUAUGCAGAUAUAUGUUUCAUUUAUCCGUAAUAAAUAUCCUUGACACACGUUACAAGGCUGUGUGAGGUGAAUAACAGUCAGUGUUUGUGAAGGAUGAAGGAGGUAUAUGGAGGAAGGAGACCAUCCUUCAACAAGUGUUUCUAUGUAUCCAGAGGUGUCAUUUGUGUGGUUUAUGCUGUGCUCACUGAAAAUGCCUCUACGAGUAUCAGCAGACUGGCAAUGUUGUUGUUUGGAGUUCACUCACGAUGUUUGCAAUCAUCCACCAAGGCACUAGAAUGUAGAGGAGACAAAAGAUCAGGGUUCAAAUCCAAGGAAGACAUCCAGCGUGAAGGACAUAGAGAUGUCUGUUUGGCAGAGUGGCUGAUGAGAAGCAGAAUGAGGCAGCAGCGGUGCGAAUAUGAGUGAGAGCAAACAAAUACAGCUGCAUCGAGGAGAUGCCAGCUGUCAGUCAAAGUAAUGGCAGUAAAUGCAUCGCACUGUGGUUUGUACUCGUUAUUGCUAAGUGUCAAAGUCAGUGGAACUCCACAGCUGCAGCUGCACCUUCAAGCAUCGCUGAGAACAGUCCAGGCAGGUUUAAGUGAAAUCAGGUUUUAAGGAGCCAUGUUGCCAUCCAGUGGACGUGAGCAGAACAGCAGCCAUAAUCCCCACAAACUCAUUUUUAACAGGGCUGUGUCUCUUACACCAAAUCUGCGGGAGAGGGGGGACUCAGUUUGUCUCCCAUGGUCAUGAAUUCGGACCAGUUGCCACGGAAACCUCGAGAGUAGACCCCAGUGUCCACCACGAGUCCCCAGAAGGCACUGCGGGCGGUUUUCUCUCGCAGGGCGAUUCGUGCCUCUCGCUCGGUCACAUUGUAGCUGACAUUGAUGACCUGCAUGACCAGCAGGUGAAGCAGCCCACCAGUCACGAUGCUGCUGUACCACGCACAGGUGAAACACAGUGCAGUGCUACAACACAGGCACAAGGAAAAGAUGACGAAUUUAAAAUGCACAACAUUUUACUUUAGCCACUAAUACUUCAGUGUAAAUAGUAUGGUAAAAAUGCUUUUUUUUUUAACAUGAAGUACUCUGUGUAGGUAGAUUAAAAGAUAAGUGGACACAUCACAGUUAAAAGAACCUUUUUUAACAUAUUUAGGACAUGAUAACCAUUCAUACUAGCUGUUCUAAAGGCCUAUUUAAAGUGUGCAACGCCCACAGCAGUGCCAGCACAGAUCAUUUUAUCUGCUUCACAUCCACUCUCAUUGCUCCGAGCACAAACAGUGAGUCUUUCUCCAACGGCUUGGUAGGAGACGCUCCAAGGCUCUUUUGAAACCGAUUCAAGAGUACAGUGAAAGAAGCCUGAUGUCUAAUAUGCAAGAAACUCUCAAAGACGCCUCGCCUGAUUCUGGGAAAAAUGUCAAAGUGCCCCAUGGUGUCUCAGUUAAGAUAGUUAUUCUGAGCUAUUUCAAGAACACUAUUUUGCUCGUAAUUACUGCUAAAAGGCUAUCUGCCAUUUCCCGUUUCCACGGUUUCAUCUGAACUGUGGACGUUCAUUUUAGGCAUGCAAUUAAGUAUUGAGCUCGUCUCUGUGCAGUUAAGUAGAUGUUGAAGUUUGUGCUGUGUAGCAAGGCUAGGUGCAAAAUUAAAAAGGUUUCUUACUUUAUCCAACUAAUAAUACAUUCUGAAUACAGAUUUUCAUUACAUAUUCAUUUCUUCCUGAAGCACUGUCUAAGCAGAAAAUCACGGUCAUUUAAAUUUGUGACAGUUGUUCUGCAUUCUUAUAAAAAGGAGGGAUGAUUGCUUCUACAGUGUGAUUGAUUUUUGUUGCCAGUAUCAAUAUUAAAGGUCAGUAUCACUAUUAAUGACAGUGAUUCUAACACAGUUUUAGUCAAAUAUCUCCUCAUGGUCUGUUCCGAGUCUAAGCUGAAAAGAUAAGCAUUGUUCAAACACAGGUCUGACUCUGUAAAUGGAAAACAACAUAGGCUGUAAAAAUAAAAGACAGAUGUAGCAAUUGUGACGUCACAGAUUUUAGAAGACAUGAGUUGGCAACUGAGCAUCACCAUCUUGCUCUUUUUGAACCAGAUGACCGAGGAGGGUGGAUCUGACUUAAAGCACAAGGACACUACGUACAGCAAUUCUUUAGUGACCCAUUAAUCACCUCAAGACAGACUCUGCUUUAUUGUCUAUUUUACUCUAAAUGUGACCAUAUUUGCAAAACUAACAUUAUUCUUUAAUGGAAAAGACUUGAAACAAGGCAAUGAGUCCAUAAAUUCUUCAGGAAAAUGUUUGCUGAACUAACAAAAAUGAGUCAACUUUCUCCUAGACCUUUAUACAGUCUGACUUCUUUUUUAACCAAAAGAGUCGCCCCCUGCUGGCUAUUACAA
Messenger RNA from Amphiprion ocellaris (clown anemonefish), 5922 nucleotides. RefSeq names its product coiled-coil domain containing 191 (gene ccdc191). The record is from RefSeq and is a predicted model, not a curated record. The transcript is spliced from 17 exons. Gene Ontology annotation, molecular function: phosphatase binding. Bases 512 to 3169 code for a protein of 885 amino acids. NCBI's taxonomy places the organism in Eukaryota, Metazoa, Chordata, Actinopteri, Pomacentridae.